Molecule: messenger RNA, 3526 nt
Organism: Rattus norvegicus (Norway rat)
Lineage: Eukaryota; Metazoa; Chordata; Mammalia; Rodentia; Muridae
Gene: Faah
Product: fatty acid amide hydrolase
Exons: 15
Coding region: 62-1801 (579 amino acids)
Biological process (GO): regulation of trans-synaptic signaling by endocannabinoid, modulating synaptic transmission; fatty acid catabolic process
Cellular component (GO): endoplasmic reticulum membrane; glutamatergic synapse; Golgi membrane
Molecular function (GO): carboxylesterase activity; N-(long-chain-acyl)ethanolamine deacylase activity; fatty acid amide hydrolase activity
Source: RefSeq, marked validated
AGCGGAGCUGUUGGUUUGUGCGAGCCGAGUUCUCUCGGGUGGCGGUCGGCUGCAGGAGAUCAUGGUGCUGAGCGAAGUGUGGACCACGCUGUCUGGGGUCUCCGGGGUUUGCCUAGCCUGCAGCUUGUUGUCGGCGGCGGUGGUCCUGCGAUGGACCGGGCGCCAGAAGGCCCGGGGCGCGGCGACCAGGGCGCGGCAGAAGCAGCGAGCCAGCCUGGAGACCAUGGACAAGGCGGUGCAGCGCUUCCGGCUGCAGAAUCCUGACCUGGACUCGGAGGCCUUGCUGACCCUGCCCCUACUCCAACUGGUACAGAAGUUACAGAGUGGAGAGCUGUCCCCAGAGGCUGUGUUCUUUACUUACCUGGGAAAGGCCUGGGAAGUGAACAAAGGGACCAACUGCGUGACCUCCUAUCUGACCGACUGUGAGACUCAGCUGUCCCAGGCCCCACGGCAGGGCCUGCUCUAUGGUGUCCCUGUGAGCCUCAAGGAAUGCUUCAGCUACAAGGGCCACGACUCCACACUGGGCUUGAGCCUGAAUGAGGGCAUGCCAUCGGAAUCUGACUGUGUGGUGGUGCAAGUGUUGAAGCUGCAGGGAGCUGUGCCCUUUGUGCAUACCAAUGUCCCCCAGUCCAUGUUAAGCUUUGACUGCAGUAACCCUCUCUUUGGCCAGACCAUGAACCCAUGGAAGUCCUCCAAGAGCCCAGGAGGUUCCUCAGGGGGUGAGGGGGCUCUCAUUGGAUCUGGAGGUUCCCCUCUGGGUUUAGGCACUGACAUUGGCGGCAGCAUCCGGUUCCCUUCUGCCUUCUGCGGCAUCUGUGGCCUCAAGCCUACUGGCAACCGCCUCAGCAAGAGUGGCCUGAAGGGCUGUGUCUAUGGACAGACGGCAGUGCAGCUUUCUCUUGGCCCCAUGGCCCGGGAUGUGGAGAGCCUGGCGCUAUGCCUGAAAGCUCUACUGUGUGAGCACUUGUUCACCUUGGACCCUACCGUGCCUCCCUUGCCCUUCAGAGAGGAGGUCUAUAGAAGUUCUAGACCCCUGCGUGUGGGGUACUAUGAGACUGACAACUAUACCAUGCCCAGCCCAGCUAUGAGGAGGGCUCUGAUAGAGACCAAGCAGAGACUUGAGGCUGCUGGCCACACGCUGAUUCCCUUCUUACCCAACAACAUACCCUACGCCCUGGAGGUCCUGUCUGCGGGCGGCCUGUUCAGUGACGGUGGCCGCAGUUUUCUCCAAAACUUCAAAGGUGACUUUGUGGAUCCCUGCUUGGGAGACCUGAUCUUAAUUCUGAGGCUGCCCAGCUGGUUUAAAAGACUGCUGAGCCUCCUGCUGAAGCCUCUGUUUCCUCGGCUGGCAGCCUUUCUCAACAGUAUGCGUCCUCGGUCAGCUGAAAAGCUGUGGAAACUGCAGCAUGAGAUUGAGAUGUAUCGCCAGUCUGUGAUUGCCCAGUGGAAAGCGAUGAACUUGGAUGUGCUGCUGACCCCCAUGUUGGGCCCUGCUCUGGAUUUGAACACACCGGGCAGAGCCACAGGGGCUAUCAGCUACACCGUUCUCUACAACUGCCUGGACUUCCCUGCGGGGGUGGUGCCUGUCACCACUGUGACCGCCGAGGACGAUGCCCAGAUGGAACUCUACAAAGGCUACUUUGGGGAUAUCUGGGACAUCAUCCUGAAGAAGGCCAUGAAAAAUAGUGUCGGUCUGCCUGUGGCUGUGCAGUGCGUGGCUCUGCCCUGGCAGGAAGAGCUGUGUCUGAGGUUCAUGCGGGAGGUGGAACAGCUGAUGACCCCUCAAAAGCAGCCAUCGUGAGGGUCGUUCAUCCGCCAGCUCUGGAGGACCUAAGGCCCAUGCGCUGUGCACUGUAGCCCCAUGUAUUCAGGAGCCACCACCCACGAGGGAACGCCCAGCACAGGGAAGAGGUGUCUACCUGCCCUCCCCUGGACUCCUGCAGCCACAACCAAGUCUGGACCUUCCUCCCCGUUAUGGUCUACUUUCCAUCCUGAUUCCCUGCUUUUUAUGGCAGCCAGCAGGAAUGACGUGGGCCAAGGAUCACCAACAUUCAAAAACAAUGCGUUUAUCUAUUUUCUGGGUAUCUCCAUUAGGGCCCUGGGAACCAGAGUGCUGGGAAGGCUGUCCAGACCCUCCAGAGCUGGCUGUAACCACAUCACUCUCCUGCUCCAAAGCCUCCCUAGUGCUGUCACCCACAAGAUAGACACAGGGACAUGUCCUUGGCACUUGACUCCUGUCCUUCCUUUCUUAUUCAGAUUGACCCCAGCCUUGAUGGACCCUGCCCCUGCACUUCCUUCCUCAGUCCACCUCUCUGCCGACACGCCCUUUUUAUGGCUCCUCUAUUUGUUGUGGAGACAAGGUUUCUCUCAGUAGCCCUGGCUGUCCAGGACCUCACUCUGUAGAUGAGGCUGGCUUUCAACUCACAAGGCUGCCUGCCUGGGUGCUGGGAUUAAAGGCGUAUGCCACCACAGCCUGGUCUGUUGGGUUAUCUUUUAGGGUCAUCUCUGUGACCCGUCUUCUACUUAUAUAUCCACAAAUCAGAACACUGGACCAGGGAAGAAGUUGUCACGCUGGAUACCUGCCAGGGAACACGUCUAGAGACAGCAGUGUCAUCCAUUUGAGCUUCCCAGCCAAAUAUGUCUCCAGUCUAUACUUGUUAGCUUGCCAGUAUUGGCCUGUCUUCCGAAGUCUCCUACAUGCGGUAACCUAGGAUACCUUAAGUGAGUGAUACCACUUGUAGUCUGGGCUCUAUCAUUGUAUGCCUAGCACCCAGCAUGGUCCCGGGCACUUAGUGGGCAGCCAGGGAAGGCUUGGAGGGAUGGCAGCUUUAUCCUAGCAAAUCCAUUUUGUCACGUCCUGAUUACUUCCUGUGUCACCCAUAAUAGGGAAUUUCCCAGGUUGUCUCUGACCUGCUUCCCUUAUCUAACCUACUUUCUUCACUUUGAUUCAUGGCCACAGGGACAAAUAUCUCCUCGUCUGUGAUCAACCUAGAACUUUCUUUUGGUCUAGAAAGCUGCAUGCAUCAACUUCCACCAACCCUGAGCUCCUCCACCCUUUCUUCGUCCAGCCCAUAAGCGCAUUAAGUUCCUCCCACACUAUGCUCAGGGUAACCAGACAGAAACAGUCCCUGCUUGAAUGGUUUUUUAUUCUACCAGCAACUGUGUAAUUACAUCUUGUGUCCCAAGUGCUAUAAAGCAGAAGUCCCUGGGUAUGUUGUCAUCAAGCAUGUGUGUCAGGGAGUGCUUCCUGUGCGAAGUGACGCGUAAGCUGGAAAGUGCAUGGUCAGUGGGAGCUAAGGAGUGAGUAUUUCAAGAAGGGCGGCGUUGAUGUAAGUGCUGCUGAUGUAAUGGGAUAAGGACAGGUGAAGGGAGGGAGAACUCCGCCUGCCAUCAUUGAAUUGAGGGCCCACUGUUUGCCAGACACUUUUCAAAAGGCUGCCGAGGUCCGUCCUUGCUUUUAGGGGACUCAUUUUCUAGACAGGGGCCAUGCAAAUUCGACCAUAAAUAAAAUAAUUUCUGCUGAUAA